AUGAUGGCUCUAGCCGCCGAGGACGUGACGUGCGCCGUGUGCCUCGAGCCGUUCGCGUCGCCCGUCUCGCUCUACUGCGGCCACAGCUUUGACCGCGAAUGCUUGCUCGAGCUCGUGGGCAGCCCCUGCCCCAUCUGUCGCCAGUCGCUGGUCCUCGCCAACGUUGCGCUCCAGCCUAAGAACGCACUGAUCCGGCAGGCCGUGCGAGCCUUCUUCGCUGCGAAUACAAUGGGUCGCGUGCUCGUCCAGGCGCGCGAAGACGACCAUGAAGAACGCCGCGUCGCGCGUCUCGCAGCGGCGAAACCGGUCGUUCGCAGCACGAGCAGCGGUCGCCGGUCGCCGACGCCGGACGUCAGCGUGAGCUGGGGCAGCGUCGUCUUUUUCCAAGCGCUUUCCUUUCCGUGGGACGCUGUCUUUGGGCCCGCGGGUCUCCAAGACGAAGACGAGACGCCCGAGUCGUGCGCGCUGAGCUGGUCGAUUGUAUUUAUGUUUGUGUGCUGCUUUCUUCUAUCCCAGAUGGUGACGUACAUGCUUGAUAUUUAAGAGAAGAGAAAAGUAUCAAUUCCACAACGCA
This is a messenger RNA of Saprolegnia parasitica CBS 223.65, 574 nucleotides long. RefSeq lists its product as hypothetical. Lineage: Eukaryota; Oomycota; Saprolegniomycetes; Saprolegniales; Saprolegniaceae. The record is from RefSeq and is a predicted model, not a curated record. Bases 1 to 543 code for a protein of 180 amino acids. The transcript has 3 exons.